AUGGGGGGCAAGACCGCGAGCAAAACCCAAUACUUCGAGAAGCUGAAGGGACUGCUGGAUGAGCAUCGCUCGAUUCUCAUCGUCAAUGUCGAUAAUGUCAGCUCCCAGCAGAUGCACGAGAUCCGCCACAGCCUGAGAGGCGAGGCGGUUGUUCUCAUGGGAAAAAAUACCAUGGUUCGUCGUGCCAUCAAAGGCUUCGUCGCCGACAACCCGGAAUAUGAGCGUCUCUUGCCUCAUGUCAAAGGCAACGUUGGCUUCAUCUUCACCAACGCGGACCUGAAUGAGGUCAGACAGAAGGUUGUGUCCAACAGAAUUGCUGCUCCUGCUCGUGCCGGUGCCAUCGCCCCUCUCGAUGUUUACGUCCCCGCUGGUAACACCGGUAUGGAACCCGGUAAAACCUCUUUCUUCCAGGCUCUCGGUGUCCCCACCAAGAUUGCUCGUGGUACCAUUGAAAUUACCACCGAUCUGAAGCUCGUUGAAGCUGGCUCAAAAGUCGGUGCUUCCGAAGCCACCCUCCUCAACAUGCUGAACAUCUCUCCCUUCACGUACGGUAUGACUGUUGCCCAGAUCUACGAUGAGGGUCAGACUUUCAGCCCUGAGGUUCUGGAUGUCAGUGAGGAGCAGCUCUUGGCCAAACUCCAGUCUGCCAUACGUACCAUCACCGCCAUCUCUCUGGCUACCAACUUGCCAACUUUGCCAUCCGUCAUGCACUCUCUGGUCAACUCCUACAAGAACUUGAUUGCGAUUGCCCUCGAGACAGAAUAUGGCUGGAGCGAGGUUGAGACCCUCAAAGACCGCAUUGCCAAUCCUGAAGCAUAUGCUGCUGCUGCUCCAGCUGCAGCUGCAGCAGAAACAAAGGCAGAGGAGACCAAGGAGGCUGCCAAGGAGGAAUCGGAGGCUGAGGAGAGCGGAGAGGAAGGAUUCGGUGACCUUUUCGGUUAA
Molecule: messenger RNA, 942 nt
Organism: Paracoccidioides brasiliensis Pb18
Product: 60S acidic ribosomal protein P0
Exons: 3
Coding region: 1-942 (313 amino acids)
Biological process (GO): cytoplasmic translation; ribosome biogenesis; ribosomal large subunit assembly
Cellular component (GO): cytosolic large ribosomal subunit
Molecular function (GO): structural constituent of ribosome; large ribosomal subunit rRNA binding
Source: RefSeq, a predicted model, not a curated record